AGCUGAAAUCAAAAUAAACAUCGGCCGACGCCCAAACAAAACAUUAUUUUUGAGAAAUAGGCGUGCCGCACACGCCCGGCUGCAGUGUUCUCUGACUCUAAAUAACUUGCACCUUAUUAAAUAUAUCUGCCGGUCUUUUUAAAAAAUAAGGAACUAACGUUCAAAAUAAUUGUUGGUAAUACAGUGUUUUCUUCAAAUUAAUCAUAUUUUAUAUAAUAUUUAUCGAAUUACAUAACAAUAAUUACUUUGGACUUUGAUUAUAUCGUGUAACUGGGGCUGCGGAACCGGCAAUGGUGUCUACAAGGGGGGUUCGGUAUAAAUUUAGCGAAGGCGAGCGCGUUUUGUGUUAUGAACCAGAUCCAACUAAAGCUAAAGUGCUGUACGACUCCAAGGUAUUGGAAGUCAUCGAGAGUAAGGAUAAACGUGGCCGCCGCACCGUAGAGUAUUUGAUACACUUCCAAGGAUGGAACUCUUCGUGGGAUCGCUGCGUCAGUGAAGAUUUUGUGUUGAAAGAUACCGAGGAAAACAGACAACUACAAAGAGACCUCGCUGAGAAAUCACAACUUCAACUGGGUGCGUAUUUGUAUCGGCGAGAACGCAAAAAGGGAGGAAGCUCAAACACCGGGGCGGGUCCCCCGAAGCGCGCCCGGCAUGGCUUCUCUGACGACGGGUCUUCUAGCAGCACACAGCCUGAUGUUUCUCCUCAAUCAGAUAACAUUGAGGAGGGCGUGGAGACGGCCGACACGGACUCGUCGUCCGCCUCGGGGUCCAGCUCGCAGCCACGCUCGCCGCCGCCCAACGUGCAUGUAGGACGCGCGCAUAUCGCGUUACCCUCGGCUUUACGCGACCGCCUAACAUUCGACUACCACUUGGUGGUGAAGCGUGGUCGCCUGUCCCGGCUGCCGGCGACGCCGUGCGCGGCUCAGAUACUCGAGUCCUUCGUCAAAUGGUUCGCGCGAGCCGGCGCCUGGCACCCCACGCGGGCCAGGCAUGACCCGCCCCAGAAGCCGGAUAUGCUUGAUGUUUCUUGCAGACUGAACCUAGUCCGCGAGGUGGCGGACGGUUUGCGCGUGUACUUCGACUUCAUCCUGCGCGGACACCUGCUGUACAAGCAGGAGCUGCACCAGUACCACGAGAUCUGCGGACAGUUUAUUGACGAACAAGAAGCGCACAAGAAACUGGAGUUGGAAGGCGAGGAGGAAUAUGACGAUGAUCAGAUGGCUACCGAGGAAGAUGUGCUGACUGCCGCCGAGGAAGAUCUCAAGAGCCCUAAGAUACCCGAGUACUCGCAUCUGCCGCCAGAUCCCAUGGACGCUGACAAGAGCGAAGGUGAAUCAAACAACCACGACGACAUUCACGCGUCUAAGUGCGAGUUCAACGACAAGCUCGCGAUGAGCGAGUCGACGGCCGAGGACAACCACGUCGCCAGCUCCAAGACUCGCGACGGACGACCUGCCACCCGCAGCGGGAAUGUUGCAAGGAGACUUCGUUCUCACAAGUCGGUGGUGUCUCAAUCAGAAAAUGAGGAACCCGCCCCCUCCACUUCAACUGGCGAGCCGAGGGCUUUCGAAACUAUGUCUUCAAGCGUGGGCAGCAGCGGGUCGUCGCUGAGCGAGUGCUGGGCGCGGCCGGCGGCGGCCGCGCCGGCGCCCUCCUCCACGCGCACGCCGCUCUCGCUGCUGCUCGAUAAGGUGGCAAAAUGGCAGAUUAUUCCGCGCGAUGGAACAGAGCACUUGCCUUGCCGUGUCUAUGGUGCCAUCCAUCUUGCCAGACUCUUUGUGAAAUUGCCAGACUUCUUGAACGCGACUCAAAUGCCUGAUUUCAAAUUGAAACUGAUACUCAAGCACAUCGAUAUGUUCGUUCAGUACUUGGACGAGCACAGCGAAUGGUUCGGCGAGGUGUAUUACGUGGCAGACAGCAUGUCCCGCUCACACUAAACGAUACUCAACUAACAACACUUGCUCUCUAUCGAGACAAUUACAUUCCAAAUGAUUCAAACUUAACUGAUUCGAGUCGAAAUUUAUUCCAAAGAAAAACAUCAAUAUUCGCCACCGUCCAAAUUUUUUCUAACCUUCACAAAAAUGUCUGCGGUUAUUUAGAAUAGGCUAAAAUCUUAUCAAGGAAACAAACACGCUUUCUUCUAGAAUCUCUUUACAUUUUUCUUGAUAAUAUCUUAGCUAAUAAUAUCGGCUAGUAAUUGAGAUUACUAGAAAAAAAAAAAACAAUAUCGUAAACGAGUGACUUAUUGUAAAGCCUUCAUUAGGAAAACGUAACGUUGAAAUAAUUUCAAAGUUCUCAUGUUAAUGCGCCUUAACUUUGACACCACUUUCAUACAAAAUGUAGGGUUAUUUUUGUUACCCUGAGGUACAAUAGCUUAACAAGUUUUAAUUUACAAUAAUUGAAUGUUUUAGGAAGAAGUUCUUAUGCCCAGAAUUUACAAAAAGGAGCGAAGCAGAGAAGUUUUAAACAACCAUAGAAUUUCCUAAUUCAAAUAUCUCGUCUUUGGUGGGUCUUUCGAAAUUGUAUUGGUUGUUUUAAAAACUUCUCCACUCCGCUUUGGUGGAGUUUGGGUUUAUUUUGCUUACGUAGUUUGUUUUAAAAGGCUUAUGCCAUCCGUAAGCAAAACGCUUUUCUAUACGAAUGUCAUAGAAAGUGGUGUCAGCGUGGAGAAUAACUAGGGUACUAUUUUCUUGUAGGAAACGUUUGUCAGUAUUACGUAGUGGUUGUAAUCGGGACCUUGUUGGUUAUUAGCACUGGCCUAUCAAUGCACAAUAGGGAACCUGGUAUGAUUAUUAUUAUGAGUAUAUAGCAGUUAUGCUAGCCUAAAUUCGUCUUUUUAAUAUAUAAUACUGUAUCUAUUUAGCGAGAGACUGGUCUGUCUACAUUUAUGUAGCUAUAUAUUUAUUUAUCCAUAUCUUUCGCAAUGUGUGAUAUCAAUGAACAACUGCGUGAAAUAUUUAGUAUCAAGUUAUCAUAGUUUCAGUAUUGUAGUGUUUCAGCUAUUUACAAAUAGUUCAGUUGAUUACAAUUUUAUUCACAUUUUACAGAAUGCUUAUUGCUUGAAGUAUAAAAAUAAAAAUCUAUCGCAACUUGCACAUCAUUUAAAACUAUUCUAUCAAUAUAAUACUGUAGUGAUUUACGACACUAUAUCAUAGCCGUCUCUGGUACUGAUCAAUAAUUCACAUUAUAUGUAGAUUAUUCAUUAUAUGAUUAUUAUUAUAAUAAGUACAGUGUAGUUUGAAAAUUUUAAAAAUGCCGACGCUGAUUCACAUAAUUACAUUAUACAGGAUCUGGUUUUCUUCUUUCGUUUUAGAUAACGACGAGAUGGAAUAAUAUGCACCAAAUAAACGUAAGCCUGUAUUGUUGACGUCAAAUAACUUUGUCCCUCAAUAAUAUGCUACAGAACUACCGAGCUUUUGAUACACUUACUGUUCUUGGUCUUCAAAGGGCUACAAAAAUUCAAAUUAAGCUGCACUGAUAUUAACGGAAGGCUCGAUGGGUAUAUACCUACAAGUGACUGCACAACUAAACAAUUACGAAUAAAACAUUUAUAAGCGCAUGUGCGAGGCAUCAAAUGACAAAUUUUAGCGGGGCAAAGUUAUUUGACGUGAAUUGUAUGUUACACCAAAAAAAAAUGUAGAUGUCUGGCCGACCUUUAAAUUAAUCCUAUCUAUAGUGAGAAAACUGCAAUAGUAAUAGCAUUUUAUUUUAGUGGACAACUUACAAAAUAAAUAAAAUAUGAUUUCAAAA
This is a messenger RNA of Helicoverpa zea (corn earworm), 3750 nucleotides long. It is a transcript of the gene msl-3, whose product is annotated as protein male-specific lethal-3. Bases 291 to 1937 code for a protein of 548 amino acids. The record is from RefSeq and is a predicted model, not a curated record. The transcript has 13 exons. NCBI's taxonomy places the organism in Eukaryota, Metazoa, Arthropoda, Insecta, Lepidoptera, Noctuidae. Gene Ontology annotation, biological process: chromatin organization; regulation of DNA-templated transcription. Gene Ontology annotation, cellular component: MSL complex; nucleus; NuA4 histone acetyltransferase complex.